Molecule: messenger RNA, 756 nt
Organism: Aspergillus oryzae RIB40
Lineage: Eukaryota; Fungi; Ascomycota; Eurotiomycetes; Eurotiales; Aspergillaceae
Product: HNH endonuclease signature motif containing protein
Exons: 5
Coding region: 1-756 (251 amino acids)
Source: RefSeq, a predicted model, not a curated record
AUGACGAUGCCUCUCAGCUUCAGCCACCUGAUCCGUGGAUACAAACUCCAUCCUAAGGAUACAUUUUUAACGUUCUUUUUCUCGUCGAUAUACGAAAAUCUAUGUUCACAGCCUGCUGAUUUGAUUGAUUCUGAUAUUACGAUUGUCUUGACGUUCUUCGAUAACUUUACGUCUUGGAGUCCAGACGAGAAGAACAAAGCAAAGAGCGCGAUCGAAGAAUUCGCUGAUUACAUCAUUGAGAAUUUCCUCCUUCCGCUCCGAGCUUCAUCUGUCAAGACUCCGCAACCGACGCCUGCAUCAUUAUCCGCAAUACAAACAUCUACGCCCUCCGGCACACCAUACCGUGUAUCUAUCUUGCGAAAAAGUUGCCUUGUGCGUGAUCGCUAUCGUUGCGUAAUUUCUCGAAAAUUUGAUAAGAGCGAGGCUAGAAAACGUUUCGAGCAGUAUGGGGAAGAUUGCAAGGACGAUGAAGGAAUAGAAUUGAAAAACGAAUCAAGUGACCGCUUUCAGUUCCUGGAAGUGGCCCAUAUUCUACCACAUUGUCUUACAACAGUUUCCUCUGGAGAUGCAGACCUAAAUGUGCUUCGGAUUUUAGAUAUGUUUGACCCUGGUGUCAUCCAUCUAAUUGAUGGUCCGAAGAUUGACAGCCCCAUUAACGCCCUUACUUUAACGCUCGACUAUCAUCGUAUGUUCGAGCCGUACGGCAUAAUUUUAUACGCCCAUACCAGUAUAACGAGUAUAUUACGCGUAUCAUAG